UUCCUUCAAAAACAUAUUUCCUCAUCUAUAAAACCCUAAAUCUUUGUUUAAUCACACAGUGCCUCCUUUUUGAGAAAAAGGGUUCGUGAUCUUCUUCGAUCUCAUAGUCUAUCAGAGUAGUGACUAUGAAUAGUCAUCAACUCCUCGGAAAGGGUAGAAGAUGAUUGAUGACAUGGUCUUGGGCUUCAUAGCCAACUUUCUUGGCAUCUUCAUUUUUGUACUGGUUAUAGCGUAUCAUUACGUGAUGGCUGACCCUAAAUAUGAAGGCAACUGAGGAAUUUGGUAUUCUGAUUCCAUUUGCUGCAAUGAAAAACAUCUUAGUUUUAUAAGACUGGGUGGUUUGACAGAGAGAUAACUUGAUGUAAUUAUAAACAAGCUUGGAGCUUAAUGCAUCUUAUUGCUUGGAUUUUGUAGGCAUAUUAUAUAUAUUCACCUCUUUAUUUUUGUUCUAA
Molecule: messenger RNA, 452 nt
Organism: Pistacia vera
Lineage: Eukaryota; Viridiplantae; Streptophyta; Magnoliopsida; Sapindales; Anacardiaceae
Product: dolichyl-diphosphooligosaccharide--protein glycosyltransferase subunit 4A
Exons: 3
Coding region: 161-274 (37 amino acids)
Source: RefSeq, a predicted model, not a curated record